AGUUGGGGUUUUUGAGUACUUCAGCAUAAGGAUUUGGUUUUAUUCUGUGUAACACUGAAAUUGUGGGCUAUUUUUUUUAAUUAAAAAUCAUUCUAAAUUGCCAGAAAGCAUGUUUUAAAUACUCUGUUAUUCACUUACAGCUGCCAAAACAUAGUACAGUGAAAUAAUGGUCUGCUAGCCUGCUAAACAAGUGUCCAGCUUCCACAAUGCCUGUGCAGGCAGCUCAGUGGACAGAAUUUCUGUCCUGCCCAAUCUGCUACAACGAGUUUGAUGAGAAUGUGCACAAACCCAUCAGCUUAGGCUGCUCUCACACCGUGUGUAAGACCUGCCUGAACAAGCUCCAUCGCAAGGCAUGUCCUUUCGACCAGACCGCCAUCAACACCGACAUCGACGUGCUUCCUGUCAACUUUGCACUCCUCCAGCUGGUUGGAGCCCAGGUACCUGAUCAUCAGACAGUAAAGUUGAGCAAUGUAGGAGAGAACAAACAUUAUGAAGUAGCAAAGAAAUGUGUUGAGGAUUUGGCACUCUACUUGAAGCCAUUAAGUGGAGGAAAAGGUGUUGCAAGCUUGAACCAGAGUGCACUGAGCCGUCCAAUGCAGAGGAAACUUGUGACACUGGUGAACUGUCAGCUGGUGGAGGAGGAGGGCCGGGUCAGAGCCAUGAGGGCAGCUCGGUCCCUGGGGGAGAGAACUGUCACAGAACUCAUCCUGCAGCACCAAAAUCCUCAGCAGCUUUCUGCCAAUCUCUGGGCUGCUGUCAGGGCACGAGGGUGCCAGUUUCUAGGACCAGCUAUGCAAGAGGAGGCACUGAAACUUGUCUUACUGGCACUGGAAGAUGGCUCUGCACUCUCAAGAAAAGUUCUGGUCCUUUUUGUUGUGCAAAGGCUGGAACCAAGAUUUCCUCAGGCCUCCAAAACGAGCAUUGGUCAUGUUGUGCAGCUACUGUAUAGAGCAUCAUGCUUUAAGGUCACUAAAAGGGAUGAAGAUUCUUCUCUGAUGCAGCUGAAGGAGGAGUUCCGGAGUUACGAGGCGCUGAGGAGGGAACACGAUGCCCAGAUCGUUCACAUUGCCAUGGAAGCAGGACUUCGAAUAUCACCAGAACAAUGGUCUUCCCUUCUUUAUGGAGACUUGGCACAUAAAUCACACAUGCAAUCCAUUAUUGACAAGCUCCAAUCUCCAGAAUCUUUUGCAAAGAGUGUACAAGAAUUGACAAUUGUCUUGCAGCGCACGGGGGAUCCUGCAAACUUAAACAGGCUGAGGCCUCAUUUAGAGCUCCUGGCAAACAUAGAUCCAAAUCCAGAUGCAGCCUCUCCAACAUGGGAGCAGCUGGAAAAUGCGAUGGUCGCUGUCAAGACUGUGGUCCAUGGGCUGGUGGAUUUCAUUCAGAAUUACAGCAGAAAAGGCCAUGAAACUCCACAGCCACAACCAAAUAGCAAAUACAAAACAAGUAUGUGCCGAGACCUUCGACAGCAAGGGGGGUGUCCAAGAGGAACAAACUGUACAUUUGCUCAUUCUCAGGAAGAGCUUGAAAAAUACCGCUUGAGGAACAAAAAAAUCAGUGCAACAGUGAGAACAUUCCCCCUUCUCAACAAAGUUGGCGUAAAUAGCACCGUCUCAACCUCAACGGGGAACGUCAUUUCUGUCAUAGGAAGCCCAGAAGCAACAGGGAAGAUGGUGCCAAGUACUAAUGGAAUAGCUAAUCUGGAAAGUGGGGUUCCCCAGCUGAUCCCUCGCUGUGCAGACACCUCCCUGAGGGCUCUGGAGAACACCAAGAAGGGAGGGAAGACUGGAGCCAAUGGCCAGAAUGCUUCUGGGUCUCCUACAGAAUCACUCCCUGAAAAUAAAAUCGGUUCUCCACCCAAGACUCCUGUAAGCCAGGCAGCAGCUACCUCAGCUGGUCCUCCUAAUAUUGGAACAGAAGUGAAUUCUGUGCCUCCAAAAUCCAGCCCGUUUGUUCCCAGAGUUCCCGUCUACCCUCCACAUUCUGACAAUGUUCAAUAUUUCCAAGAUCCCAGGACUCAGCUGUCAUAUGAAGUUCCACAGUACCCACAGACAGGGUAUUAUCCACCACCUCCAACAGUACCAGCUGGUGUGGCUCCCUGUGUUCCUCGCUUUGUGAGGUCCAAUAACGUUCCAGAGUCCUCCCUCCCACCUGCUUCCGUGCCAUAUGCCGAUCAUUACAGUACAUUUCCCCCUCGAGAUCGACUGAACUCUCCUUACCAACCUCCUCCUCCGCAGCCGUAUGGACCAGUUCCUCCUGUCCCCUCUGGAAUGUAUGCUCCAGUUUAUGACAGCCGGCGCAUCUGGCGCCCACAGAUGUACCCACGAGAUGAUAUAAUUAGGAGCAAUUCCUUACCUCCCAUGGAUGUGAUGCACUCGUCUGUCUAUCAGACAUCAUUACGGGAGAGGUACAACUCUCUGGAUGGGUAUUACUCUGUGGCUUGUCAACCUCCAAACGAGCAGAGGACUGUGCCUUUACCAAGGGAGCCUUGUGGUCACUUGAAGACUGGUUACGAUGAGCAGCUGAGGCGGAAGCCGGAGCAGUGGGCACAGUACCACACACAGAAAACCCCUCUGGUAUCAUCAACCCUUCCCAUGGCAACACCAUCUCCAACACCACCUUCUCCUCUCUUCAGUGUAGAUUUCAGCACAGAGUUCUCAGAGAGUGUCAGUGAUUUGAGUGGAACUAAAUUUGAGGAAGACCAUCUCUCUCACUAUUCACCGUGGUCUUGUGGCACUAUUGGCUCUUGUAUAAAUGCUAUCGACUCAGAGCCCAAGGAUGUGAUUGCCAAUUCCAAUGCCGUGUUGAUGGAUUUGGACAGUGGGGAUGUUAAAAGGAGAGUGCACUUGUUUGAGACGCAGAGAAGGGCAAAGGAGGAGGAUCCGAUAAUCCCGUUCAGCGACGGACCCAUCAUCUCCAAGUGGGGUGCGAUCUCCAGGUCAUCCCGCACAGGUUACCACACGACAGAUCCCAUCCAGGCCACUGCUUCCCAAGGAAGUGCUACUAAGCCCAUCAGUGUGUCAGAUUAUGUCCCUUAUGUCAAUGCUGUUGACUCAAGAUGGAGUGCCUACGGCUCAGAUUCUGCUUCAUCAGCACGUUAUGCAGAACGGGACAGGUUCAUAGUUACAGAUUUGUCUGGUCACAGAAAGCAUUCCAGCACUGGAGAUCUACUGAGUAUUGAAUUGCAGCAGGCCAAAAGCAAUUCCUUAUUACUUCAGAGAGAGGCCAAUGCCCUGGCCAUGCAACAGAAGUGGAAUUCUCUCGAUGAAGGCAGUCGUCUUACCUUAAAUCUUUUAAGCAAGGAAAUCGAUUUGAGGAAUGGUGAGUCUGAUUAUACUGAAGACUGUGCAGACACAAAGCCAGAUCGAGACAUUGAAUUGGAGCUAUCAGCCCUUGAUACAGACGAACCUGAUGGGCAAGGUGAACAAAUAGAAGAGAUUCUGGACAUACAGCUGGGGAUUAGCUCCCAAGAUGAUCAGCUGCUCAAUGGAACAACUGUAGAGAACGGGCAUCUGCUCAAGCAGCACCAGAAAGAAUCUAUGGAACAGAAGAGACAAAGUUUAGGUGAAGACCUUGUGAUUCUGGAGGAGCAGAAAACAAUCCUGCCCGUAACUUCUUGCUUCAGUCAGCCGAUCACAACAUCUGUUAGCAAUGCAAGCUGCCUGCCCAUCAGCACAUCAGUCAGUGUUGGCAGCCUCAUUUUGAAAACUGCUCACAUUAUGUCUGAGGAUAAAAAUGACUUUUUAAAGCCUGUUGCAAAUGGCAGGAUGGUUAACAGCUGAAAGGCAUUCAUCUUUCCAGCUUGUGACCACACCAUGGAAGCAUUUACACUAGCUUUUUAUAUAUAUAAUAUAUAUUAUAUAAUGUAUAUUUUUUUUAAAAAAAAUAAUAUUGGGGUCAUGCAUUUCCUGUGGACUCUUUGAUACUUCAAGCCCCUCUCGCAUUAGCAUUCUGAAGAAAAAAAAAACUUACUUUACUAGGGUAAGGCGUUCACUUUCCACAAAUGAAUGGAAUUUGGACAUUGUUUUACUUAAGCUUAAAGCAGCUUUUUAUGAGUUUGUAGCAAUCCGGUGCGGUAUCUGAGCCAUUCUUGUUGAAAAUGGCUUCUGUAGAAAACUAACAACUCAGUUAUUUAAACUAGCAGGAUCCUACGAUGAUACAUCUAGUGAAAGGAAGACUAACUUAUUUGUCUCUGUUUUGUUUCACGAGAGAAGAACUUGUGUCUUGUUGCAGCUGCUUUUUCCUUAGUUGUGGAACUUUGCAUGGAGCAUUGUUUGAAGGCUGAGAGGUGGAGAUUUGGACUUGAGGCUUUUACAGGGUUAACACACCAUUAGCUUUGCACUGUUAUUUGCAGGUCUGUGGUGCAGUGCUUUGCUGCAGGUUUUGGUUUCCAUUCCUCCCCCCAAUUUCUGCUUUAGUGCUGUAGAUACACGUACACAGGCUACUUGUCCAAGUAAAGUUAUCAGAAGUAAACCAAGUGCCUAAGUCCUCCAGCUAGUGUAGUAGGUAUUGAUUUCCCCAAGCUAUACGUGAAACAAUUUGCAACGAUUUUGAGAGGUUAUGCACUAAUGUAACAGCGAUUUUGGGUUUUUUCAUAUUUUUUUUUUCUUUUUUUCAUUAAUAGUUCUCAACUUGGAGAUUAUAGGAUCCAGAUGACUUGGCAAAAAGUAUCAGGUGCUCUUGGCUUUCCUUUGAAAACCCUGUAUCUAGUGUUUGCACUGACUAACAAGAUGGUAUUGCUGUUUUUUGUACUGUUUUGUUUUUAAUUUAAACUAAAUAUUGGGAAUUUAAGGCGGUUGUAAUUACCUUUGUUAAAUGUUGUUAAUCAUAAUUUUGUAUUCAGGUUUAAUUUUUGCUUAUUCAGUGGCAACUUAUUUUCAAAGACCUUGAAAAUACAAUAAGAUAGCAUUAUCUGACCUUCAGAGUACUGAAAACUAUGAAUUUAUGCCCUGUUAAGAGGUGACUGAGAAUCAUGUUAGACAUGUCAGCUGAAAAUUGGAUUUCAUAAAUACACAUGAACUAGAGCCCUGGGCAUAUUUUUUUGAGAAGCUUAAAAAUCCAAUUUUUUUUUUUUUUAAAGCAGGACUCUCCCUCCUGAUGGUUACUGUCUUCUCGUUUGUCCUCUUACUUUUCUUUGUGACAAGUUUUACAUUUUUUUAUGUUUUUAUUAACUUCUGUGAAGUUGUUUACUCUGAAAAUUGUACUGGAAUAUUUUAAGCCAAGCUGAUCUUUCACCAGGUGUACUGCAUGUAAGGGCUUUUCCUGCUAGCAAAAUGCUUAAAGAGGAUCAUGUUACUGGUCGUCUGAGUUGUUAUUUUACAAAAUCACAGCUAUGUGGUCGGGUAAGAUUUUGAUAACUGUUUUGUGCACGCUUCUGGGGGGUGGGGGUUGGCAUUUCCCUGAGGGUUACUGAUUAGACUAAGUAAAUAUUGGUGUUUGAUAUCUCUCCUAACGAACCUGUCCAUGAAAUGAUUAUGUUGUAAAUAUACCUGCAAAUCCAAGGGUUAGUUUUGAUAUUCUGGUGUCAGUAUGGAAGAUCUUACACAUCUAUUUAAUACUCCAGUGUCAAGGAAUGUAUGUAGAAAAGCAGUCCAGUAGUCUUUUCUUAGUUUCCUUUGGCUGUUGCUGUACCUUCUCCAGCCAGUGCCACCUCAUCGUAGGGUUAGACUGACGCUUCGUUCCACUCCCAACGUGAAGUGAAUGGAUACAAGAACCAGACCACCUUUGCCACCUUAACUUAUUUCCUAUCGAUGUUAACUUUAACUUAGAAUGUUAGACAUGAAUAUGAUUGUUGUAUAUUUUAUACCAAGACCAUUCUGUAAAUACGAAUUUAUAUUACUUUUGAAAUGCUUCUGAGAUACUAUUAUUUGCUGUACAAUGUAAUUCCAAAACAGAUAUGCAAACAAGUAUGUCUCUUUCAUGGAUAUUUAAACAGUGAGAUCUUCCAUGUUGAAGGUGAUGUAAUUUUUUUAAAAGAUUUUUAAAUUUUAAAUUGCUAUUUUGUUACAAAAAUAGAGAAAAUAUAAAGGUUUGAGAAGUCCUUAUUUGCCCUCAGGGAAAGAGCCCUCUGUGCACCAGAACUCCACAGAACAUCUUCAGCAUGAUCUGAGGGUGAAUAUAUACUACAUAAAUUGAUUGUGUAUUUACCUUUAACUUUUUAAUUUUAAAAUUGCAGUUUUAAAAACUUGGUUGUGCUCUGCUGGAGGGGGUUGGGAUAAGCUGCUUACACACAUUUGCCUGUUUGUCCAGUGAAAUGACAUAAGCCUGACAUAUUCCUGCCAACUUCUUGGCAUAUUUAAGAACAAAUGUAUCUCUAGACUUUUGUCUGCAGCAGGAGGUCCCGUGAUAGAGCAGUUCUCUAGGGUGACCAUACACUUCAAGUGGAAAGCUGGUUCUGAACUGAGGCCAGGGUUUUUUAGUUGAUUUUUUUAACCUGUAGAAGGACAGACAAAAGAAUUAUUUGGGGGUUUAACAGCAUGCCAGCUUUGUCUUACUGUUUUAACAGUGACUGUGUGGUUUUUGCCAUGAAACUAAUGCCCUCCAGUGCCCUGACAGGGAGAAGAAGCUGCAGGUGGGAACACCUGGCUGUGGCUUUCUUCUAUAUUGAAGUUUCAGCCCUUGACCCUUUACAAACAAGUAUGUAUUCAUGUUGUUAGUUGUAAAUCAGGUGCCUUUGGGCUGUGGAAGGGCUUAUUUUCUGACACUGAGAUGGAGUGACUUCCCUGUGUGUGUUAAUAGCAGUGAUGCCCAUUUAGGUUUUGGCCUGACUUACCUGUGCUGUCAGAAAAGAAGGCCCGUAGCAGAUCGGGGAGAGAGAUUGGCUCUUUUGCUUUGCUUGGACAAGCAUUUUGGGUUGGUUUGGUUUGGUUUAAUUUUUUUUUUUCCCCAUUAGGGGUACAGCAGGGAUUUCACAUGCAAGAGAGACAGGAAUUAUUAGUAUCUAAGUUAAUUGUGUUGCCUCACUACCUGGAUUCAUUCCUUGGUUUGCCUCAUUUCCCACAUAGGUCUUAAUAGAGACUAAUGCUUGUGCUGGGAGAAUGCUUGUGUGAGAAAGUAAUUAUCUGUACAUUCUUAACAUAUACUUAGAGCAGAGUGAUUGCCCUGCUACUGAUAUUUUGUUCCUGUAAACAGGUGACAAGAAAUGAAUCUUAGUGUUUAUGCAGAUUUUGCAUUGUAGAAUGUAUACUAGACCCUUCAAAGGCAAGGUUAGACUCUUUGCAAAGCAAACUGGCGUUGGUUCUUGGUAGUCUAGUACAGGGACACUGAAGUUUGGCAUUUGAUUUAGGAAAAAAAAGUUGUACACAGUUGAUUAUGUUAAAUAAGCUCUUAAUUAAGCUCUCUGUAGAAGUCUAAUUUGGAAGGUUUUAGUGCUUUGAUAACUCAAUUGAAAUUUUAAUUUCUCCUGUACUCAAGAGCUGAAUGCUGUUCUUGUAUAAUAGUGUACUAGGCUGGAUGAGGUACAAAAUAAUGCACAGUGGUCAGAAACAGCUGAGGAAAGAACGCUUCAAAUAACUCAAAUCUAAACUCAGAAUAGUUCCAAACAUUGGUUUUGUUUGCUUUUUUAAAGCACAAGUUGUCAAGUUGUACCUGUUGCUGUACAUAAACACUGUAUGCCAGCAGCUCCUUGAUCAUAUUUGUGAACAGACUUUUCAUUCAUUAUUAGACUGUUAUUAAAGGAAGGUGUUGAAUUUGAGAGUGUAACAAAAUGAGAAAUGAUCAGAUGAUCUAUAGGAUAUAAAAGUCCAUUUUUAUGUUGUAGUUUAAUCCCUUUAUUAGGAAGUUCCCUCUCAUUGAGGGACCUCUUCUGCAAGCAGAACCCAAUAAAUGUGCUUUUUUAAAUGACCCAAUUUCCCAGUAUAAAUGAACAGCUGACUUUGGCAGUAGUCAUCCCUGUGCAUCUCUUUGCUGGCAGGGGAGCAGGACAAGGGGAAAAAAAAAACCCAAAACUGUCAGCGAUGAGAUGAAACAAAUCUGAAUAAUCAAAGUGCCCAAUGCCCAAACAUAAUCCUACACCCCGUUAUUUACGGAUGCUUGUGGAAGCUUUUAAUCACUCGAGACUUUGCUGUAAAAGCUGAACUAAAGCAGAGCCUGGCUGCGUUUCUUACUGCCAAAAGCCAAGGUCAUUUGCACAUAGCCCCUGGAUUUCUCCAGAGUAGAUCUCCGUUACCCAAGGCAUGGGAAUGCAUGCGUUUUCUUAGCUGGGCAAACAAGUACAUUAUACAGUAGUUGUGAUACAACACACGUGGCUUUGAUUUGUACUGCACAUACCCACUGUACAGCCACUCCAGAGUAUUGUGGUUAGCUUGCAGCAUCUGCUGUCGCAUUGAUACUGUUUACUGCGUAUUCUUUUCCCUGGAAGUUUUAAAGAAAAUUUUUUUUUUCUUGUUGCAUUGAUUACAUUUUAUAAAUUUGCUUAGCUGGAAAGUUUGGGAAAAGAGGCCUGUUUGUCAAUUGUACAACCGAUUGUGAAGCUCUAGUGUGAAUAUUUUUACGUCUGUAUUAGACAUUUUCUUUGCAAAUCUAUUGUUCGAUUGAAAUGUAAAUGAAAUAAAAGAUGGUGUACACCCAUCAUGUAUAAAGCAGGCACCAUCGCUACGAUGGAUUUAAUGCUCAUUUUUAUGGCGCAUUCUCAGCUUCUAUUUAAAACUAUAAUUUAAAGAAAAAAAAAAUCUGUAAAAUGAAAUGGGGAUAUAUGGGGGAGUAAAUUCUAUUCCGUUUAUUUCGGUUUUGAUUCCCACUGGUAAUGUUUCCCUUCGUGUUAGAGUAGGGGGGCCCCGGCGGGGCCCGUGUGUCGCUGUAGCACUGACGUGCAGAGGUUGUAGCUUUGGCUGGGCACGGAUAGAGCAUCCCGGUUCGGUGUUUGAGAGACUCGAUGGAAGAAGUUUGCAGUAUUGACAUGUAUUUGCAUGCACGAAUAAAAAUUAUUUGUCCACCUUAA
Molecule: messenger RNA, 8938 nt
Organism: Manacus vitellinus (golden-collared manakin)
Lineage: Eukaryota; Metazoa; Chordata; Aves; Passeriformes; Pipridae
Gene: RC3H2
Product: ring finger and CCCH-type domains 2
Exons: 20
Coding region: 207-3782 (1191 amino acids)
Molecular function (GO): metal ion binding
Source: RefSeq, a predicted model, not a curated record